UAAACAUAUACACAUUGUCCGUAUGAAUAAAAACAUAAAUUAUAAAUAUUGUUUAAAUAUUAUUCGAUUUUAAUCAUUAAAUAUUUAAAAAUAUUUUGUUGCACCUAAAGUCUAUAUUUUCUGAUUUUUAAUAUUUGUUGUUCAAAUCAAUUUUGAAAAAUGACAAAAUCAAAGAAAAGUAAGAAAAUACUUAACAAACGGUUUGCUACUAUGAAAAAGAUGAUAAAACCUACAGACUCAAGGAUAAAAGAAGAAAAACGAACAGUUAUUAAGAAAAAGAAAAAAGAUGAGAAAGCUGUGGUUGUUCGACAAGUGGCUCAAACAAGUUCAGCGUUGUUUUUUGAAUUUAACACCCAAUUAGGACCUCCUUACCACAUUUUAGUGGAUACUAACUUUGUCAACUUUUCAAUUAAAUAUAAAAUGGAUGUAGUUCAGAAUAUGAUGGAUUGUUUAUAUGCCAAAUGCAUUCCAUACGUAACAGAAUGUGUUAUUGGUGAAUUAGAAAAAUUGGGUCAAAAAUAUAAAAUAGCUCUAAAAAUUGUUAAAGAUCAACGUUUUCAAAGAAUACAAUGUAUGCAUCCAGGAACUUAUGCAGAUGAUUGUAUUGUACAAAGAGUUACACAACAUAAAUGUUAUAUAGUCGCUACUUGUGAUAGAGAUCUUAAAAGGAGGAUUAGAAAAAUUCCAGGUGUGCCAAUAAUGUACAUUUCCCAAAGAAGAUAUACUAUUGAAAGAAUGCCAGAUGCAUAUGGUGCCCCUAGGACAUAAUGUAUUCUUUUUUUAUGACUAAUUGUAUGUAUAUGUUUAACUAUUAAAUUUUCUUUGGUUCUCAA
Molecule: messenger RNA, 833 nt
Organism: Daktulosphaira vitifoliae (grape phylloxera)
Lineage: Eukaryota; Metazoa; Arthropoda; Insecta; Hemiptera; Phylloxeridae
Gene: Bka
Product: rRNA-processing protein FCF1 homolog
Exons: 7
Coding region: 160-768 (202 amino acids)
Cellular component (GO): nucleolus; small-subunit processome
Source: RefSeq, a predicted model, not a curated record